GCGCGGCAUCGCAGCACAGGCCAUCGCGAAACCGAAACCGAAACCGAAACCCACCCGAUCGCAAGUCUGUUGUGCUUGUGCCUGCGCUGCGCGGCCUUGCUGUCCCGUCUCUCGCCCGCCCGACCGCUGUCUCGCUCGCCUCCCGUCUCGCUUCGUCUCCAUUUUCUCCCCACCCCACCACACCCGCGUCAACCAACCAAACCCUAGAAGGCUCUCGCCCUCGUCCCCAAUCCCUCGCCGCCCCGCGAUCCCCGCCGCCCGCAGGCCAAAACCCUACGCGUAUUGCUCGACGCCGGGUAAGCUCCUCGUCGCCCCGCCCCAUCAGCUCACUGUUUCUCCUGCCCUCUCUCUCUGAUCCCUCGCUGGUUCGAUUCGAUUUGGGCGUGGAGUUCGGUGGCCCCAUGGUUUGAUCCGCCGACGCGCGGGAAUGCCAACGCUCGCUGGAGAGUGUGUGGGAGACUGGGAGCCGCGCGCCCGUGGAAUUCAGACGGGGAACGGCCGCUGGGGCUCCACGGGAUCGCGUGAUUGCGGUGCGGGUGACCGUGGCGGGCGUACCAUGCGCGCCUGGGCAUGGAAGGACGCCACACGUCGAUAAUUUUCGGGGAUUGGGCACAGGUGAUGGCUCGCGGGGAUUUGCAGGGAGUCCUCUCGGUGUCAGGAUGCUGGUGAAGCUAUGGGUGAUUAUGCUGUAGAGUUUCGUGAAAAGAGAAUUUUUGGUUUCUUAUCUACUGGCUCAUGAAUUGAUGAUUAGGUUUUGGAAUUCAAGGGAUGAGAAAUGUAUAGACAGUGUAAUCACUUUGUCAGAAAUGCCUUCUGCAUCCAAGUCCAAGGCAAAAGAAAGAUCAGCUGCAAAAGUUGCAAAAGAGCAACCCAAGGUUGCUGCAAAGCCAAUGGGAAAUGCUACACUUGCAAGUUCUUAUAACAACCUGUCUGGAAAGUUCCAUGUUCUGGAACCAUCAAGCUCUUUGUUGGGUAGCCAAGGCAUCGAUAAAUUCAGGAAUACAGAUGAAAUAGAUGAGCAUUCUCGCAGCUCCCAUGGUACAGGGGAUUUCGAUUGUGCCUCCAACAAUGGUAGCUGUUCUGGUGACUCAGAGGAUACAAAGGAAAAAUCAACCAGCACUGCGUCCCGAGUAGACUCUGUUCCUGGAUGUGAUAUUGAUAAACGUGAGAAGAUUAGACAGAAAAAUGAGAAGAAGCAUCAAAGACAGAAGGAGAGGCGUGCCCAAGAGUUACACGAGCGUUGUAAGGGAUACAUUAUGUCCAGAAAGUUGGAAGCACUUGCGCAGAAGCUUGUUGCGAUGGGUUUCUCAGCAGAUCAAGCAACGAUGGCUCUUAUACAAAAUGAGGGUUGCGUUGAGGAGUCUGUUACCUGGCUCUGCAACUUUGAUGCCAGUGAGGAAGCUAAACAACAACUUGUAGCUGAUCAACAGUCUGGAGUUAACUUGAAGAUUGAUAUAGCUGAUGAGCUUUCAAAGAUUGUGAGCUUGGAGGCAAAAUAUAAGUGUACAAAGCAAGAAGUUGAAAGGGCAGUUGUUUCCUGUGAAGGUGAUCUAGAAAGGGCCGAGGAGGCCUUGAAGACACACAAGCAAGAAUCAACUGCAAUCCCACCAAAGCCUGAGGGGUCUGGCUAUUCAAGUGGCUUGCCUAAUAAGCCGCAAGUUGUACUUGCACAGAACCCUGCAAGGCCUCAAACAAAUGGAUUAUCAUCAGUAGGAUCUCAUCAGAUGAGAAGAGAGGAGAAGGACAUAAACUAUAAGCUUUUGAUGAAUGGUAGUGGUCCAAAGGAACCUGCAAUUAAAGGUUUUCAGCCACUGGCAACACCGAUUAAGCCAGAUUUGGUCCGUCAGCAAUUUGUUCAACCUGAGAAGAGACGUCUCAAUCCCAACUCGAAUCCAUCAGUUCCUUCUGUGGCAUCGUCUCCUUUGCCUGUUGCAGUGCCACAAGUGAAGCCAGACAUGCGGCAUGUGGCAGGGACCAAUGAGGUGAAAAGUUUGAUGCCCAAUGGAAGCUUGCGAGAGUCUGUGAUUGUAAUGCAGCGUCCUCAAUCUGCAGGUACCAAACAGAGCCUACCAUCCACUAGCCAUAGUAUGUUUGUGUCAGAACCAUCUGCAAGGGAUUGGUACUUAAAUGGCGUGUCAGGUGUGGAUAUGAUGUUGAAUGGGGGCUUAGGUCAUGGACUAAGGAAUAUGAGUUUGGACAGUGCUAGUUCUGCCAGGUCGUUUGGGCAUGCAAACCAUCAACAAAAUUUGGUUUCUAAUCCUAUAGAGCUGGCUGCCAAUGGUUGGGGUGGCACCUGGAGUUCUGGAGGUACAUCAUCUUCCCGUUCUGUGGUGUCAUCACUCGGGGCAUUUAGAGGGUGGAAUGCAUCCGAGUCCUCUGCAUUGCCUCAUUCUGAUUGGAGAACCAACGGGGCAGCACCUUAUGACUACACCUCAGUAGACUGGAGCGUCGACACAACACUAUUGAACCCAGCAGCAAAGAGCGAGCUGCUGUCGGACACAUGGUCAACCAUGUUCAUGGGUGGCAGAUCAACAAGGACACCUGGGAACCUCAGUGGUGCAGGCAUCGCUGGGUUGUAUGACAGUAACCGUCCAAUGGAUCCUGCUCCUUCGGCUCGUCCAUAUGAGUGGCCUACUUUCUGCAGGGGAGGAUCUUCCUAGUUUCCCCAACCCUGUAGGCAAGAGGCCAUUGAAUAAAAAAAGUAAAAGCUGUCAUUUGUUUCUUUUCUUGUUUUGGUCUCAGUUGCAGUUGGUUGAAAAAGUUUUACUUUGUCUAUCGAACCGAGCUUGUGUACCCUUGACUGUUGGCCGAGAUAAGUCAUCUUUCUGUGAAAUCGUUGUGCAUGAAAAAUGAAGGAAGAGAACUGAAUCUAUCUUGGCUGAAAUGCAGGUAAUUGUUUUUA
Messenger RNA from Zea mays, 2902 nucleotides. Its product is annotated as Ubiquitin-associated/translation elongation factor EF1B protein. The record is from RefSeq and is a predicted model, not a curated record. The transcript has 2 exons. Gene Ontology annotation, molecular function: protein binding. Lineage: Eukaryota; Viridiplantae; Streptophyta; Magnoliopsida; Poales; Poaceae. Bases 744 to 2660 code for a protein of 638 amino acids.